AAACUGAAAUAUUUCAACCAUUUCGCCCAGUGAGGUUCGUUCUCAAGUUCUCCGUGACAUUUACUAGAAGGAGAACGUUCACGAUUCUCUUUUGCAUGGCUGCCUACUAAACUGUAGUUGUGCGCUAGAAAGUUGUAAAAGUCCCCAAAAUCCGGUUACAAAAAGGACGCGUUUGAGGCUGAGCCAGAUACAGCACAAAGCUUCAAACUAGGGAAAAAAAACAAACAUGUCGGUCGCUUAUUCCCAGCAGCAACAGUCCCAGCAGCCACCGAACCCGGGUAACCGUGGCGGACCGGGUGGUCCGAUGAACCGAAGUGGUGGUCCACCUCCCAGCCCGAUGCACAUUCAAAAAAUUCUGGACGAGAACGCCGGUCUCAUUCAGACCAUUCAAGAUUUUCAAAAUAUGGGCAAAGCGCACGAGUGUAUGUCGUAUCAUGUAGCAUUGCAUCGAAACUUGGUGUACUUAGCAAAUUUAGCUGAUCCGCAGCAUAAUAUUCAAGCGUUACUGCCGCCUCCUCAUGUGCUUCAGCAUGGCAAUGGCCCUUCAAUGCAUGGGGUUCCGCCUAGCAGCGGUGGACCAGGGCAUGAAAAUGAUCCUUCUCACGGUGUGCAAGCGCAAACACCUGGUCCUAAUCAGGCAGCUGUUCCUUCUGGAACCCCACAAGGUCCGGAACAGCCACCAUCAUCGCAAGCCGGUGCUCAACCGUCAAACCAACCUCCAUCGAGUCAAGCGCAUCCUCCACCAAAUCAACAACCAGCCGGUGGCUACCGUGGGGGACCGCAGAUUCCACCACCAACUUCGACUGCUGCUCAAACUGCUCCAAAUCAAGGUCCACCGGUUCCCGGUCAACCCGGUAGACCAGGUGUUCCACCUCAACAAGCACCAAUGCCACAGCAAGCGCAAGGUUAUCCGCCACAACGUGGCCCGUACCAGCAACAUGGACAUUAUCCUGGUUAUCCACCACCAAAUCAACCUUAUCAAACUCAACCAGGAUAUCCACCUUAUGGUCCACCGAAUCCCGCCCAAGGGUAUCCACCAAAUGCGCCACAAAGCUAUCAUCAUGGUCCUCCGACUACCAAUGCAGGUCCUCCGCAAGGGUCACCCUAUCCAAGUGCAGGCCCACCACAAGGGCCCCAGGGGGGACCACAACAGAGCAGCUACCAGCAAGGUCCUCCAAAUGCUCCCACAUCACAACCCCAAAUGUAUGGACCUCCCGGCCAAUAUCCACCACAAUCGGCUGCAGGGCCCCCAAUGCCUCACGCUUAUCCAGGAUACGGCAGCCCGAAUCCACCAAACGCUUACGGUCAGCCACCAACCGGAUAUCCUCCAGCAAGCGGUCAACCAAGUUAUCCACCACCACAGCAGUAUCCUUCGAACUAUCCUUCUAGCCAACCUGUUUCCCAUGGACCUCCCACGACUUCUGCUCCCAGUCAACCGCCGGUUGUUCCCGUCAGUGUUCCUUCAACACAAACAAGUGGUGCUCCUACCUACACUAACCAAUCGAGCCCAGCCGCGGGUCAAACAUCAUCCAGUCCGAACAAUCAACCGCCUACUACUGGACCACAUUCAGCCAUUCCCCCGACAACUUCCACUGGUUAUGCUGCUGCUGUACCGCCAGGACCUGUUCCACCUCAAGCUUACACAUCACCACCGGCCAACGCUGGUCAACAUCCACCCCAAGGCAGCUACCCGCAGCCGCAGGGACCGGGACCACAAACUGGUGGCCCACCACCACAAUCGUACGCCACUUCUCCUCCAUCAACUCAACACCAACAACCACCGGGCAGCUACCCUCAAGCCGCUCCUGGUGGACCCCAAGGUCAGGGUCCUCCUCCGGCACCGGUUUAUCCACCGCACGGUUAUCAUCAACAAGGUUAUUCACCGAUACCGCCACCCCAAGGUCAAUAUCAACAGGCAGCCCAGGGUUAUCAAUAUCAGCGUCCCCCUAACAGCCAAAUGCCACCGCCCGGACCGCAAGGUCCACCACCCCAAGGCGCCUACGGUUAUGGCUAUGGACAACCGCCACAGUAACAGGUCUAAAAUGUGUGAAUCUCGUUUUUUGUCUGCCAAUUCCAACUAACCCAGCAGAGGGAUACCGCCGGGCGGAAAACAUUCUUUCUUUGUAUUCUUUUAGCUGCUAAUACUAUUUUAUCACUGUGUCCGUUUAUCGAUUCGCGCGUGUUGUGGAUCCCCGGUGCAGUAGUUUGUAACAUUACGCGCCAAACUAUGGAUAUAGUUUCAAAGACGUAGACGUUGACAUUCAAGGUUUAAAGUUUGUGUAAGAUGUGUAUUUUGGAAUUAUAUCUAAUAAAGUCAGUUUAAUGCUGAAAAUGUGUGGUCUA
Molecule: messenger RNA, 2343 nt
Organism: Wyeomyia smithii (pitcher-plant mosquito)
Lineage: Eukaryota; Metazoa; Arthropoda; Insecta; Diptera; Culicidae
Product: basic salivary proline-rich protein 2
Exons: 4
Coding region: 227-2032 (601 amino acids)
Source: RefSeq, a predicted model, not a curated record